AUCUGAUUCUGGUUCUGAUGCCACUGCCGCAGCCUCGAUGUUAGAGGCGUACGAGACAGCAGUGCACCUCGCGAGACAAGACGGCGAAGACGAUGGCCACAUCUACGAGACCGAGUUCUACACCGAGUGGGUCGCCUGCAAAAUGCAUUUUUUGCAUUUGGUCAUCCUCUUCUCGCUUCAGCUUUUAGGACGUUUUUGCGACCUGUCUUUCAUGUCCACAAUCGUCGCGUGGAGAAUGACGAUCGACUUCUACAUGAAGGAACUUCUUUCCGCGGGAGCUGUAAAGGCGCUGGAGAAGUGGGUCAAAACGCGCUGGGGAUCAGCAGGGAAAUCCCUGGAGAAGCUGUGGCUACAGAAGCAGAAACUUCUCGAGAAGUUCGAAGCCCUUCAAAGCGACGCCACUUUUAAUUAUGGUUGGCGUAAUUUUAUUUCUAAUUCUAAUUUUAAUUUAUACUUGAGCAUGAGUUUGUAUUUGAGCAUGAACUUUUAGUGCUGGUUCGUUGUAUACGAAUAUACAAGACGCUUAUACUAAUAUAUUUAUAUUAGAGAUAGAGAGUCUUUCCGAAUAAGGAUAACUUAUGACCUUAUCGAGAGUCUUUACUUUUACUUUUUUAUUUGCUUUAGCUAAUAGUUUUAGGUUCCUCCAUCGGCGUCGCCAUCUUUUCUCUAUUAUUAUAUAGUUGUGAUGUUUUAUAAAACUUUUACUUCUGGGUCGUAACUCGUAGUUAAGAGUUGCCAUAUACUUGCAGUGUCGUCAUCUAUUAGUUAAGAGUAAGAAUCUAGUAUCGGUAGGGCCCUGAUUUAUAUCUGUAUCCACAUCUUGACACAAUCUAUUAGAUUUGCACUUUGACGCGCUCCCUAUAGAAUUUUUUUAUAUCUCUCUCACUCCUCAGGCCCUAUUAUUUUCAAGGAAGUCUACGAGAUUUCUAACGUUCGCCAGCAAAACGAGGCAGGGCCUAUUUCAAGAAGGCAGCAGCAUCUCUGCCAGAGCUUGGGUCGAACUUUUGGGAAGUUCUUGAGGUUGCAGUUCUAGUCGUGCGACCGCUACAGCACCACGUGCUUUCUCUACAGUCGUUUAUGCUGCGACUCCGGACAAACUUUGGGCUUGCGAUGUGCACACGACUACGCAUGGCGAACCUGUUCUAUGACUUGGCCCGCUUCCUCAGACUAUUAGGCACGCCAGGUGCUAGGGUGGCUAUGCUCUGUGCAGCUGUUGGCGUUUCUUGGAAAAUGUAUAUACGGGAGUCGCAGCAACGUCGUGACGCUUGGAAACUAAUAGAUCUGUUCGCAAAGGACGACAAGGCGCGAGCAGCAGCAGCCCGCUUCAUUUUGAGCUACAGCGGUCCAUCCAGAUUCAUCAAGAUGAUAAAGCGGGACUUCCCUCGAGAGUUGGCAGGACUGUGUCGCGCUGAAAAUCCUGAGCACCGCAUCUCUCCGAGGCUCUUCGCCGAAGUGGGGCCUUUCGUGUUUUCGCUCGGUCCUUCAGCGCAGAGGGUUGAGAGUUUGCACUCAACCUUCAAAGCUAUUAGGAAAGAAGCUCCUGCCAUCGCCUUGCCGUUGUUGUUCGAUCGGAUGAUUAUUAGGAGGAACCGAUCGCUGCGCCCUAGAGAGUUCGGACUGCUGUACCAGAUCAAGGAUAAGCGCUUCAAGCAUCGUCUUCCUGCUUCUCUUGGGGAAGGAGCCGUCCCGCGCCGCGCUUGCUUGUACAUGGUUGCAGCACUAGCAGACCUUGAGCAUCUUCGUCGGCUGAAAGGUGUUGAGAGGAUCGGGCAGGAUGCUCUGCGUGGACUUGAUAAGCAGCCUGCGAGUGGAGCUAUUAGUAGGUUGGGAGCGUUUUCUCUCAAGCAUGCAGACCUGAUAAGACUUCGAUAUGGUUGUGGUUACGAACAUGGCAAAAAGCUUGGCGUCGAUUCUGCUGGAGGGCCAGCGACUACUACUAGUACCACGAAAAGCAAGGGCAAGGGCCAAGCGAAAUCAAAAGCCAUGCCAAAGAAAGCAAUGAAGCGGGCGGCAAAGUCAACUGCCAAGGCUAAGGCGAAGGAGCGUCUGCUGCCGGUGGAAGAUGAAUCAGAGGAAGCACUGGGAUUGGCACAGGAACAAGAGGUGGAGGACGAGGAGCAGACGCAGGAGGAUUUGCAAAAAAAACGUUAUGGGCGUGAGUUCCGUUGAUGAUGAUAUCGAAGGGUAAACAUGCAAAUAUCAUAGAUAUUGAACCGCCACUACCUACUGGCUGUGCCGUACUGUGUACAUUUUUCGACUUCAGUAAAAUGAAAAUCAUUUAUUUUAUCUCAUUCGUUAUCUAAGAUCUGUUUGCUUUUUUUGUAUGAAAGUGCUUUUGUAUCUCGGAGUUUUGAUUAUAUAGAUAUAUACACUUAUUUAUCGCUACUAAUAUUAGUUUAUCUGUUUCUUUGCAUUGCGAUCUUGUGUCUGAGAUCGUGUUUGAUUCUGGUCAUCUGUUGGUAACGUGUUCAUGUGAUUGGGGUACUGAUAGUACUAGUAGGAGUAGGACCUCCCGGCGCUGGUAAUCACAGCUAUUAGAUUGUUGUAAGCUACCUCCAUCUCCGUCGUUCUUCCUCGUAUAGUUAUCAUAUUGCAUCUGAAGCUAUUAGUUCUACUACUACAUCUACAAGUAGAAAAUCAAAGCUACUAUCUGUAGAACUACCUCAGAUUUUCAUUUUGGGUUUGGAAGUAGUUGCACUCCCCUACCCUUUCUUAUCUUUCAUUCUCGGCCUGCGCCAGCAUCAGCAAAGGAGAAAGAGAAAAAGGAGCUCCGAUUCGAUGCGAGGAGCAGCGUCGAGUGGGAUGAGCAUUGGUGGUUUGUUUUUGACAUCCGAAAAACUAAUGCGGUUCUCUGUCGUGCUAACCAGUCGGGCACAACCCCGAACCUAGACGCCUUCGAGUUUCAGACUUUUGGCGAGGACCCCGGCUCCGGGCAGGACCAUGUUUGGUUGUCGGAGCUAUUAAUGUUUCAGGAGUUUCGCAGUGCGUACAAAGCUGAGCAAGAAAAACGUCGGAAAAAAUUGCUGGAGGAGCGACAGAAGCGUUUGCAGAGCGCCGCAGAAGCACAAGCAGCUCGCGCACGCCAAAAUCAAUCAUCCAGUGCGGCCGCCAAUCAAGACGCCAUGGACGUGGAUCCCUUUGAUCUAGAUGCGCUUGGACCUCCACUUGCUCACGCGGAUGCAGAGGCAGAUGUUGGAGCUGGAGGCACAGGCAGUGGGCUCCAGGACCAGGGAGGCGCAGCCUCUGCUCCUGAUUCUGAGCCUGAUAUGUCCGAUUGGUAUGUAGAGCUUGAAGUUGCCAGACCAACGGACGCGCGAUGCAUUUGCAGUGGCGAUGUCUUUGCACAGGCUCCCGACAUUAUUCGGAAAAAGGUGCUGAUGGCGGACUUGCUGCCACCCAUAGCGAAAUCUAAUAAACGGAAGCGGACAGCAGCAGAGAGGCUUCUGGCAUCCAAGCGCGCUGCUGCAACCGAAAAGCAGAAGCGCGCAGUUUGGGAGACGAAGUGGUCUGCGAUAAACGAAAACCUUGGCGCAACGCCGGAACUGCCUAACUCGCUUCCUAUGAGGCCGGACGUCUAUAUUGUGCUGGUCCGUCCGUCUAGUAAGAAGAAGAACUUGCAGUGGCAGCUCAGGGUUCCGCUAAUAGGAAUCGAUCAACAAGGACAAGGUCCUCAUCCUCCUCAGGCGAAGGCCAAAGCAGCGAGGAAGGCUCCGAAAGUCUUCAACAGCUACAGCAAAGUUUGCGCGUCGACGAGGGCGUGCGAUAUCGAAAGAGCGCGGAUCGGGGUGAUACAAGAGGCCUGCUUCGAACUCGGAGCUCCAUUUGUCGAGGCGGACGCAUCGGAGAAAAUCAAGGCUAUGCAGCUGUGUUCUGAUCUUGUCAAAAUGUGGAGGCGGGAGCAGGGUAUCAAAGAUGACACUGAUGGACAAACAGACCAAGUUAGCAUGCGCGUCCCAGAGGAUGGGCCACUAUUCGACGGCGACACAGAAAGCGAGUGGACUGAUGACCAAGAUGGGGUGUCGGUAGUGGCGGACUCAGGAUUCGAAUCAGAUCAAGGGCUAGAUCCAGAUGAGGUGGGGGAUGUGGAUGAUUUAUUUUUCUCUGACCAGGAGGAUGAUCUCCUGGCUGACGAUUAA
Messenger RNA from Amoebophrya sp. A25, 4136 nucleotides. The record is from the annotation of a GenBank genome assembly. NCBI's taxonomy places the organism in Eukaryota, Dinophyceae, Syndiniales, Amoebophryaceae.